AUGCCUGACCUAUCGAAGGAAACCGAGCUUCAGCAUCAGCCUGUCGCUACCGAAGACGAGAAGAGCAUUCCUGCUGAAGCGGGACCCACUGAACUGUCGUCAACCCAGAAGCGAUGGCGACCAUGGCAAGCAGUCGGUGCCUGCUUGAUAUACUUCAACAGUUGGGGCCUCACAAUGAGCUUGGGCGUCUACCAGGCCUUUUACACAACGACACUUAUUCCUCACGAGUCUCAGGCCAGAAUCGGCUGGAUAAGCGCAAUGGCUUUCGCCAUGAGCUUCUUUGGGGCUGUCAUCGCAGGACCCCUUGUCGAUGCAGGACACCUGAAGCCUGUCUUGACAGCCGGCGUGGUCCUGACAUGCUUCGGACUGAUGAUGACAAGCCUGUGUCAACAUGAAUACUAUCAGCUUCUGCUCGCCCAGGGAGUCGUCAUGGGCUUCGGAUGCGGUCUACUUUUGCUGCCGAGCAUGAGCAUCCCCGUUGUCUGGUUUCCCACUCCCAAAGGAAUGGCAAUCGUAUUCACGCUGACCGGAGUUGCAACGAGUAUCGGUGGUAUCAUCUAUUCAGCCAUGUUUCACUACAUCGAGCAUGACUCUGGCUGGCGAUGGGCAGUACGUGCAACCGGAUUCGUCAGUCUUGGAACGUCUACUGCUGGAGCCAUGAUGCUGCAGUACAAGGAGGCCCCUGCCCAGCGGCGUAAGUUCUUCAACCUAUCGAUGUGGAAUGAGCCAGGCUUCAAAGGGGUGCUCCUUGCCGCGUUCUUUGCUUGGGGCUGGGCGUUCACACCCAUAAAUUGGCUCGAAGGCUACUAUCUCCACGAGCAGCGCAUACGGCAUUCCGAUGUACAAUUCUGGCUCGUCCCGAUUGCUUUCGCAGGCGGCAUUCCAGGGCGCAUAGUCCUGAAUGGCCUUGCCGUCAAGUUCGGAGGUUUCAACACGUGGGCUUUAACAGUCGCCGCCUGCGGGAUACUCAACUUCUGCUGGAUGGCUGUUCACACCCAAGCUGCCGUAAUUGCCUUCGCCUUCUUCUACGGUUUCGUUGUACUUGGGUUCUCUGCGGUCACAACGCUGGCGAUCAUGUCCCUAGCUCCCGACAGGAUAGACGUCGGCACUCGACUCAGCAUGGCUAUGUUGGCCGCCGGCUUGGGGUUGCUCGCUGGCUUCCCUUUAGCUGGUCAAAUCUUGUGGUCUACAGAAUCGUUCACCGGUAUGCAAGCAUUCACGGGUGCAAUCAUGCUUUUGACAUUCGCCAUAGCGAUGUGUGUCCGGCACGUCCACGCUGGCUUCACGCUGAAGGUGAUCUGA
Molecule: messenger RNA, 1302 nt
Organism: Cyphellophora attinorum
Lineage: Eukaryota; Fungi; Ascomycota; Eurotiomycetes; Chaetothyriales; Cyphellophoraceae
Product: putative transporter MCH4
Exons: 5
Coding region: 1-1302 (433 amino acids)
Biological process (GO): transmembrane transport
Cellular component (GO): fungal-type vacuole membrane
Molecular function (GO): transmembrane transporter activity
Source: RefSeq, a predicted model, not a curated record